UUCAAGUUAUACUACAUCAGACAUCGGAUCGCUUAACAUGGAAGACCUAUUAGAAGAUUUGGAUAAAAUUCCACCAAUCUCUAUUGUGGUUGAGAAGUUAGGAGCGUCAGAACGUUGUACAAUACCUUGGAAAAGUUUAUUCAAUGACUUAAUAAACAUGAGAUUCAAUUCGCCCGAAACUGUCUUAAAACUAAUACCGACUGAGUUGGCUGAAUUGUUUUUGCAGUACAAUUUAAAAAAGAACGACGUUACUUCAUUAUCGGACGCAUAUAAAAGAUUUGACUUUGCUUUGUUCAACAUUGGUCAUCAUAUUGAUGUCUCCGAUGAUAUCCAAAAUAACAAACGCUUUGUUUUUUUUGGAUGCCCGUUGUACGAAGUAAAUGUACACUUGAUGAAACUUGUGGGUAAAAUUAAAGUUUCGUCCAGUGUUGAAAAUGCCUUGGAAAGCACUGAAUCAGUGGAAUGCUGGAAAAGGAGCACCUUUGGAGAACAUGUAAUUACUAUUCUAGCUUACAGGGUCCCAAAGAAGUUAUGUCGCAGGGCUUUAACAGACAUGUCAUUAAGUAAAUUGGGCUCUCCAAGGUAUUUAAUGAUUUGGUGUACGAAUGUUUCUGUAAGUUCACUGAAAAGUUCUUGGAAAAUUGAUCUGAAAAAAUCAUUAACUAAGAAAGUUGUUGUUACGGAAAAAAAAUUAAAAACAGUAAAGAAAUAUUUAACAGAUGAUCAUACUGUUAAAACAAACGGACAGAAAAAUUAUGACCAAUUCUCGCCCCAAGACUUGCAAUUAAAAAUCAAUUUUUAUUUACGCGAUAUUAUUAAGACUUCAUGUUCUAAAGAAUUAGAAAUUGAUAUUGUUUUGUUGAACUCUAUGGCAACAACAAAUACAACAAUAUUUAAGAAAUAUCCGAAACUUAUUCCUACUAAUUAUCUGUCAAUAAACGGAUUAUGCAAAAUAAAAGAGCUAAUAAAAGAUUUGGAUGAAGUUCCACCAAUAGUAGUUCUGAAAAAAAUUUCUGAAAAUUAUGAAAUACCAUGCAAAAAUUUAUUAAACGCUUUAGUAAACGCAAGGUUUAAUUCCCCGGGAAUGAUAUUGAGGUUUGUAUCGUUAAAACAAACAAAUGCUUUCUUGGAUUCUAUUAAAAAAGAUUCAGAACAACAGCCUUGGCCAGCUGAACUGAACAUGUUAGAGUGCAAUAUGUUUCAGAUAGGCGAUAACUUUAAUGUCUGGGAUGACAUUAAUAAUAACAAAAAAUUCAUUUUCUCCGGUUGUUCUUUGUGCAAUGCCAAUCUUCAACUAUUAAAAUUGAUGCCCAAAAUUAAAGUAUCGUCAAGUUUGUUAAAUACUCUAAAUAGCACUACGUCAGUUAUGUGUUGGGGUAGGAGUACAUUUGGCAAAGAGGUUAUAAUCACUAUAGUGUAUCCUACUCCGUGUAAGUUAAAUGAAACAUUAUCUACUAUAUCAAUGGAAAAUUUGGAUCAACCUAGGUAUUUAAUGGUUUGGUCGCCUAAAAGUAUACCAGAAAAUAUUUUACAAGAAUUGUGGAAUAGUAGUGAUCUAGACCCACCAAAAAAAGUUGAUUAUUAUUUAUCUGGUAAUAAAUCAUCAGAGAAUAUAAUUCAAAAAAGUAUUCAAUGUUUGACAAAAGAGGAAGUACAAGUAGAUGAUCAUUGUUUAACCGAUAGCCUACAACAAACAAAUGCAAAUUGUUUAGCAUCAGAAAUAGAAUAUAAAGUUAAUGUUCCUAAAAAAAUUAAAUCUAAAGAUCGUCGGUACACAAGAAUUUUGAAGCCUGUUAUGGUUCUUGGUAACUCACUAAGAAGGUCUUAUCGAUAUGCAAUUAAAAAAUUAUCAAAUUGUGGCUCAAAAGUUUGUGGUCUUUUUUGCGAUUGUGUUUGAGUAAAAUGUGUUCAGACUUAUAAUACUUCAACUUUUAUCGACCUAGUAUGUUAAAGUUCUCCUUUGGAUGGAAUAUUGUAUUAAUAGUUUUUAUUAAUGAUUUAUUUUUAAACAUUAAUUUUUCUACCAUUUAUAUUAACUCAAUUGUGAUUAUUUUUUUAAUUUAAUAUUUUAUUUUUAAUCUUUU
Molecule: messenger RNA, 2084 nt
Organism: Daktulosphaira vitifoliae (grape phylloxera)
Lineage: Eukaryota; Metazoa; Arthropoda; Insecta; Hemiptera; Phylloxeridae
Exons: 2
Coding region: 38-1897 (619 amino acids)
Source: RefSeq, a predicted model, not a curated record